CGGAACCGAGGGUGCGGCGGUGGCGGAGCCACUGUUACUGCUGCUGCUCGCUUGGCCCCUCCUUCCGCCGCUGGUGUCGGCGGUACUUCCAAUAUGGCGCCCCUCCUGUCAUCAACCCACUGGGUACCAGCUACCCUGCCAACACUUGCAUGCAGCCGUCCUUCCUCAUCAAGAUGCUACAGAGCAAUGCUUGCAUCAGCAUCUCCCACCCAGCACCUGGGGACUGGUUUGUGGCUGCCUACCUGCCCCCCUCAUCCCAAAAGAUUGAGGCUUUGUUCCCACCUUUGCCUACGUCUUCCAGCCUGGGAUGCUGGUCAUGUGGGUAGCCGAAGUCUCCAUCCCGGAGCCUCAUACCCUUUUCGCAGACCCUCCUCUUCCACCCCAGCUACCUCAAGUGAGUGGAGGUAUUGGGGAGGCCCAGCUUCUGGAUUUGAUGGAGUGGGUGAUUCCACUGUCCUCACUGUGGGUGAAAAAGCCUUCUUCCAGGGACAUCCCCUGAGUUUGAGCACCUUGUCUUGCAAGGCCAACCUGAUCAUCCCCUACCCAGAGAUAGACAACUGGUACCUCUCCCUGCAGCUUGUGUGUCCUCAGAGUCCUGAGUGUAUUGCUGUGGGCACCGGUGCCACUGCUACCCUACCUCCUGGCAACGCUGGGUCUUCUACUUCCUGCCUGACAUCUCCAUGGCUGCUGUGGCCAUGGCUAUGGCCAUCUACUCCUCCAUGA
Miniopterus natalensis is the source of this 723-nucleotide messenger RNA. Lineage: Eukaryota; Metazoa; Chordata; Mammalia; Chiroptera; Miniopteridae. The record is from RefSeq and is a predicted model, not a curated record.